CUUCACACAGUGGCUCCAACGGUCCAAUCCACCUCACACCCCUUCAGCCGGAGCGCCUUUUUUCAUCCCUAUCCUUACACACACUCUCACUCACACUUUCUCUCUCUCCAAAUUCUCACCUCCUUUCUCUCUCUAAAUUUCAUUCAGAUUUUUUUUUUUAAUUGAGUGGGGAUGGACCCACCGCCGGAUCCACCACUGUUAGCCGCUCAACCACCGACGGUUGUUCCGGCCAUCCCAACCGCCGCCGCCGCCAACCCUACCCCUACCCGAGCUCCUUCUCACAACCACCCACCUUACGCUGAGAUGAUAACGGCGGCGAUAUCGGAGUUGAACGAGCGAAACGGGUCGAGCAAGAGGGCUGUAGCAAAGUACAUAGAGACUCACUUCUCGAAUCUGCCACCCACCCACUCGGCGCUGUUGACUCACUACCUCAAGCGGUUGAAAAUCAACGGCCAGAUUCUCAUGGUCAAACACUCUUACAAACUCCCUAGAUCUACUCCUCCUGCCGUCAACGGCGCUGUCAAGCCCGAUCCAGCUUCUACCGGGUCGAAGAGGCGGCCCGGCCGUCCUCCCAAACCCAAGCCCGACACAAUUCAAACUCCGGUACCGGUUUUCGCCCCUCCCAUGGACAUGAACGCUUUGCCGAACAUUGCUCCGGCACCUCAGCAGCCGAUGCACAACCCCGAUGUUGGGCAAGGGCCCGUUUACGUACCUGUUGUGGGGCCCGAAAACGGGGCUGCUGCGGUUGAGCCCGUGUUUAAACGGGGACGUGGUCGUCCGCCGAAGCAGGGAGGGUUUAAACGGGGACGUGGUCGUCCACCCAAGACUGGUGAGCCCACCGGCGGCGUUGGCGGCGGCGGCGGUGGUAGGGCAGGCAGGGGGAGACCUAAGAAGAUCGCCACCUUAGUUAUUCGAAAAACAGGGAGGCCACGUGGCAGGCCGCCUAAGCCGAUUAAUGUGGUAGGAGCUGCAGCGGCACCUGCUGCUAAUGUUGGUGUUGCAAUGCCUGUGGUUGGCGGUGGAGUUGCGGCACCGCUAGUGAUGGGGAAGCGAAGAGGGCGGCCGCCAAGGGCAGAUGGUACGGCUAAGAAGCAGAGGCACUUGAUUGCUGUGCAGCCAAAGAAGCCGAGAAAGUUUUCUGGUAGGCCUUUGGGCCGGCCUAGAAAGAACGAUGCUGCAGUGGCCGCUCGAACUCCAGACUCGCAGCUCCUGGUGGCCUAUCUCGAUCUGAAAUCAAAACUCGAACAUUUGCAAUCGAGAGUGAAGCAAACCGUGACGUCAAUAGUACCAUCGUUGAACGAUGAAGCUGCCAUUAGUGCGUUGCACGAGCUAGAAUUUGUAGCAAUGAAUGUGAAUGUUGCACCGCCCGUUGUUCAAAACCAGCAGCCACAGCAGGAGCAGCUGCCGCCCGAGGCCCAAAGUUAAAAAGAGUUGCUAAUUUGCAGAGAGAGAGAGAGAGAAAGGUAAGCUAUUAUAGUGUGCUGACUGUUGGAGAAAGAAGAAGGGUUUCUUUUUAGGCAAAGUAAGAUUUAGGAUGGGAGUUGGCGCGCGCGCAUAGGGAACAGAAAUCGCUAUUGCGAAUCUUUUGUUUUCUUUGUAGUUAUUUAUGUCUUAAAUAUUUUUAGGUAAAGAUUUAGAGAAACGUUGAUUUGAAUUUGAACGUGGCUGUGUCGGUCUGUAUGAAGCUGUAAAAUCUUUCUGAUAUUUUAACUCUUGUGUUGUACCCUUUGUCAGCAUCAACAUAACACAGCAUUUAACCUGAUAUUUAUUCAUAUUAACUUAUGCAGAUUGCAGUUCAUUCA
Messenger RNA from Erythranthe guttata (spotted monkey flower), 1802 nucleotides. It is a transcript of the gene HON4, whose product is annotated as winged-helix DNA-binding transcription factor family protein. Gene Ontology annotation, biological process: negative regulation of DNA recombination; chromosome condensation; nucleosome assembly. The record is from RefSeq and is a predicted model, not a curated record. Gene Ontology annotation, cellular component: nucleosome; nucleus; nucleolus. Gene Ontology annotation, molecular function: nucleosomal DNA binding; double-stranded DNA binding. Lineage: Eukaryota; Viridiplantae; Streptophyta; Magnoliopsida; Lamiales; Phrymaceae.